Messenger RNA from Myzus persicae (green peach aphid), 2514 nucleotides. RefSeq lists its product as uncharacterized. NCBI's taxonomy places the organism in Eukaryota, Metazoa, Arthropoda, Insecta, Hemiptera, Aphididae. The record is from RefSeq and is a predicted model, not a curated record. Bases 379 to 2313 code for a protein of 644 amino acids. The transcript has 7 exons.
AAUAAUUUAUUAAUGACCCAGUCCUGCGCGUUAGUGUCGUUUUGGCACGGCGAAUUAGGUUUUUUAUUUUUUUCCGUUUACUCACACUCGUUGCGGUCACCAUCAUCGUUAACAGAAUACAGAAGAUAAUAAUAAUAUGUAUUUAUAUACAUAUAUAUAUAUAUGUAUUAUAUUAUACGUGACACUCGAUAAUAUACAUAAUAUGUAUCCUCUGGUUCUAAAUAUAACAUUCGUAUUCUCCCACUUGUGCGCUCCGGCAUCACAGAAAAGGCCGUCAUGGUGACAAAACGAAAAACGAGAAUGAAAAAAAAAAAAACAUCAAAUCUUAAAAAACUGUAACGUUUCGUCAGUCGCUCUCGCAGUGUGUCCGUCGGACAAAUGGACCAUCAUCGUCGCCUCGACGCCGCCGCCGCGCAAGUCGCACUACAGGUGCUCCUUCUGUUGUCAUCGCCGGCCACCGUCGUCCGAGUCCUGUGCGGCCGUCCCGUGUGGCUGACCGACGGCGAUACGCUGUACUUGAGAUGGCAGAGCGGGCUGGGCCCGUUGGACCGCUGCUCCGUGGUGCUGCCCAACGGCACGGAGACUACCCUGUCCGACGCGGCCGCCACCGACACCUCUGCUAAUAUCACGUACGUGGGCGACGGUUACCAGUCCGGUCAAUGCGGUCUCAGGGCCGUGAGUGUGACGCCCGGCGCCGGCGAUUGGACGCUGACGGCGUCGUCGGCGGACGGACGACACGGCCGGGACACGAGUCACGUCACAUGCAUAGCGAAGCAAUGGCCCAAGUCGAGCACGAUCCGCGUGCCCGUUGGUACAGCGGUGAACGUCACGUGCGGACCACCGAAAGCUUUCUACUGCCGCAUGUCAGGCCCGUCCGGCGAAGUGUCCAGGCACAAGGGCCAGUGUUGGGUGCACGUCAAGUCGGUCGGAUCGCAUCACCAGGACGUGUGGACCUGUUGGUCGGUCACAGCCGAGUCAGCGGCCGAAGUUCAGUACACCGUCCGCCUGCACGCUUACCGAGAGGGCGCAGUAAUGGAAGUCGGAUGCGACGAAACGCCGACCGAGGUGCGAGUGUUCUGCAACGUCCGCAACGGUACCGCCACUGCAGACGGCGACGACGGAAACACUCACUUCCGGUCAAAAUACUGCCGACUUACGUUACCGCGAGACGCAAAGAUCUUGUCACUGGCGUAUGGGAGAGGCACUGCCCGGUACUCGUACCACGGCGCCACGUACCACGAUUGCGGAGUGUCAUUCGCAAAACCACUGAGAAGGUCCGAGAUCGGCCGAUGGAAGUGCAUGAACGCCAUGUCCGACGAUCGCGUUUAUGGUGGGUUCGUCGUCGUCAUGCCACCAAACAACACGAAAGGUAUAACUAAAGGUAUACCGCCGCUCACGGUGACAGCCGGAAGUUCUGUGAUGGUGCCCAAAGGCAACACUUUUCAUGUGGAGUGCAGUGUGCAUUCAGAGAUCGACUAUUGCUGGUUGCGGCACCCGAACGGCACUGCUAUCCCGGUCACUGUUCCGGACAGCACCGAGGCCGGCGACUGGAAGAGGGUCGGGACUCGGUACCGGUACACGGGCGAAGGAUUGUCGUUCGGCCAAUGUCACGUGGCCAUCGACGACGCGUCCACGUUGGACACGGGUGCCUGGCUUUGCGCCUUGGGCCUGCGGGACGACCGCCGUGAAAUGUACGGAACGGUGGACGUCACGGUUUCCGAGUCAGUGAUCGCGGCACGCCAGGAAGAAUUGUACGCGACCGAGGGCACCCGGGUAACCCUGGGAUGCGACACAGUCGAGAAGCAGCCCAUAGCCUACUGCCGGUUUCUCACGCCACGUCUUCUCGGAUUCGCCGUGGACGAGAAAUCGGAUGCGCGGCCACCGCCCAGGUACGCCUACUCUGGCCAAGGACUGACGGCCGGCCACUGCGGUUUGUCUGUCGACCGCGUUGAUGAUUCCGACUACGGAAACUGGACGUGCGCUGUGAAAAUCCUGGACUCUUCCGGAUCCGAAGAAGUCAGCACGACCGUCCUGUUGCGGAAACCCGAAGGGUUUACGAUGAUCCAGAUCAUCGGCAUCGUGUUAUGCGGCACUAUGAUAUCCAUCAUGUCGCUGUUCUUUGCCAAUCAUCUCAUCACCAACCCGUCAGCAAAGACGACGAAAAAAAUCGAGAAAUUAGAAAUGCAGCUCGAAGCGGGCGAACAAGGUGCAAGUCGCGGCAGAGUCGGCGCCAAACGCGCGCAGAAUAGCACGCGAGUGAUCAGGACUCAGCCGAGUCGAAGCAAACACGGGUCCAUCCCUCGGAGAAUUUGACCACAGCACUCGAUUAUUUUGUAAUUCAUACAAAAUUUUUCGAAUAUCCAUAAGGCGAGAUUUUUGCUGCAGCCUUCCACGCGCGAAAUGUUUCGACUCCACUCAAUAGGUGUACAUUAUAAUUAAUAAAUGUCUAUUGAUACAUUCACAAUAAUGGUGAAUAAUAAGGAACAACAAUAAACUGACUUCUGCAGAUCAUAU